Rhagoletis zephyria (snowberry fruit fly) is the source of this 1899-nucleotide messenger RNA. RefSeq names its product mucin-21-like. Lineage: Eukaryota; Metazoa; Arthropoda; Insecta; Diptera; Tephritidae. The record is from RefSeq and is a predicted model, not a curated record.
CCGCAGUUUGAGAAUCACAUCUGGAAGCAUUUGGGCUGGGAUGAUUGGAGUGAUUUUACGCUCUGCAGCGUUACAUGCGGCAAAGGUGUGCAACAGCGAUUCCGUCGCUGCUUGCUCGAUAAUCCGUUGGUUAACUUCAACAUGCAGCUAAACUUGAAUGCAGUCGCCGAUGAUGAAGAUGACGAAGAUGUGGUUGCCUACGAUGCGCCCAGCAGCGAAGGCUUUGACGACACACAGCUCGCAUACAAUGCGUUAGGCGGCUUCAAUGACAUGGACUUGGUUGGCGCGCCAUCGAGUGACGAAAACAAGCAGCGAAAGCAGGGCACAAUUUCCAAAGAGAAUGGCGACAACUUGCAACAGCUCAACGGCAAUGCGGCGAAAACAGACAAUUCCGCAGCUUUGGAAACUCUUUCAGGCAUUGAGACUGUUGCUGGCACUGCAGCAGCAGCAGCAGCAGCAGCAGCAUCGAACGAGCACAUCGACUACAAGAUUAAUAAGCCACAUAAAUCCAAUUUGCGCAAAACACUAGCAAUGCGAACGUUUGCCACGACAGCGGCCAUCGCUGGCAAAACAGCUAAAACCAAUAAAGCAGAUGGUCGAGCUAAUGAUUCCAAAAGUGAAAACAGUGAAAACAGCAUUGUCAACGAUGAAUUGAUGCGCACUUUCGAAGGUAAUCUCAGAGUGAAUGAGGAGACUUUCUUCAGCAGUGGCAGCACUCUGAAGCUGGAUGGCGAGCAGUCGAUCAAUGGCAAUGAAAGCCAUGAAAAUUCUAAAAGUAAAUCGCGACGCCAGCAUAAACGCCGAAAACCAACGAAAAACUAUUCGACCAUGUUUUGCGAAGGCUACAACAUUGAGCAGCGUAAUUGCAACACAUUCGAGUGCAGCGAUGACAUAAGUGACUUAUUAAAAUUUUACAAAAAGUUCUCCCUGCCAGAGGAUGUGGCAAGUCCCGCUACAGUUGCAAUGCAAUCGUCACCGUUGCUGUCACUUGCAGCUGAUAGUCACAUUGCAACAACAACACUAGCGUUGAAUUCGGUCAUGCCAAGCAUAGCCGUGACAACAUCGUCGGCAGGAGCAGCAGCGACAGUUGACUCGGCGGGCAAUGCGACAACAACAGGCGCCACAUCAGCUACGGACAGCAGCACCGGCUCUGGCUCAGAGACUAGUGCCAGCAGUGCCAGCGUCAGAGCCGCUCAUGUUGCUGGCACAGCAUCGGGUGCUGGCACAUCGAAUUCAAAUGCUGCUGCCAGCAUAGCGACUGUUGCCAACCCGCCACCUUCAACGACACCAGCCAACAUGGGAUACAUUCGCUAUUGGCGCAAUCCGUUGAAUUUCACGAUAAUGCUGACGCUGCGAGUUCGAAACGACAGCAAAACCGCAACAACGAUUUUCUCGAUACGCAACGCCACACACAAUUUGUAUCUGGAAGCGUGCAAGGAUGGCUUGCGAUUGUAUCUGGAACGAGACAGCACCACAGAAAUGCUGCCAUUGAAAUUUAAUUUAUACGAUUACCGUUGGCAUCAAGUGGCCAUCAGUAUACAAAAUGGUGAUUUCAUUUCCAUUUAUGUCGAUUGUUCCUGGACAAAUAGUUUUGUCGUGUCGAAGCGGCUGUACACGCUGCCUCUAAACGCUGAUGUGGAAAUUGGACGCGGCUUUAAUGGCGAGCUGCAACAGUUGCUGGUGCUGCCCGAUAACCAGGAACGGCAGCAAUGCUCCAAUAAGCGGACGUCCAUAAAUGAAGUGAAACGCUACAUUAUCGACACGUUCAUCGAUGAUUACGGUAAUUAAUUGGCGGCGUACGGAUAAUUGAAAUGCGAGCAAAUAACCAAAGGCAACAACAAACAAAUAGAAAAACAUAUACAUACUGCACUAAUUUAUACGUACAUACAUACAUACAUA